UGAAUAAAAUGAAAAUAAAAUUACAUUGUGUAUUAUUAAUUGUUAAUUUUUAUUUAAAAAAAUCUGGUUUAUAUGGUUCAUUCCUUCCGGAGUUUGUUGGUUUGCACCAAAAUGGAGCAUGAGUUGCACGAAAGAUGGGAGGGGAAGGUAUCAGAGAAGAUGAGAAACGCCACUAAAGAACAAGCAUGGCCCCUUGUGAAGGACUUUUUCAAUCUCCACAACCGCUUCCCUACCCUCGCCACGUGUUACAGCAUUCACGGAUCUAACGGUGAGCCUGGCUGCAUACGAUACUGCGCCGGCUCCUCCAUUCCAUCCAAUGCCUCGGGGAGCAUGAGCUGGUCAAAGGAAAGGCUGGUAGCCGUUGAUGAUGUUGACUUCAGCCUCAAGUACGAGAUGAUUGACGGCAACAUUGCGUUUAGGUCAUACGAGUCAACCACGAAGGUCCUCAGCGAUGAUGACUCUGAUGGAUGCAUGUUGGAAUGGUCCUUCGCCGUUGACCCCGUUGAAGGCUUGCUUCUUCAAGAUCUCGUCACCAAAUACCAUGUGGGCCUCCAGCUUAUGGCCCACAAAAUGGAGGACGAAAUUCAAGGUUUAGUCACCGGAAUUAUGUAG
Messenger RNA from Cajanus cajan (pigeon pea), 612 nucleotides. Its product is annotated as lachrymatory-factor synthase. The record is from RefSeq and is a predicted model, not a curated record. NCBI's taxonomy places the organism in Eukaryota, Viridiplantae, Streptophyta, Magnoliopsida, Fabales, Fabaceae.